AUCACACCCACUGCAUCUGUACACCACCACCGCAUCUCUGCCACGGAGGACCGGGAGGUCUCAGAGAAAGAGAAUGAGUUCCGGGGCGAGCUGGUGAAUCAGCGCUGGACGCGAGGGGAGAGGAUCAGCCGCUGCGGACCCACACUCCGACUAAAGAGCCCGCCAAUCAACAUGAGUCUGGACACUGAUGAGAAGCGCACCCGCACCACGCGCUCCAAAGGAGUCCGAGUUGCUGUUGAUGUAGUAGGACAAGACCUCAGCUGCCCCACGCCAGGAUGCAAUGGCUCUGGCCAUGUCAGUGGGAAAUAUGCCCGACACAGAAGUGCACUCAGCUGCCCCUUGGCUCGGAAGCGGCGUCUGCAAGAGGCGGAGCUAGAACAGGAAGAGCCCGCCUCCAAGAGGAAGUCCAACCCCCUCAAGCUGGCCAUGGACGAGGGCUACAGCGCAGACAGCGACGUGAGCAACGAGGAAGUCGAGCAGAAAGAAGAAGGGGAAGAGGAGACGGAAGAGGAAGAGGAGGAGAGAGACGUGGAGGGAGGAGGGAAGAAGGAGGCAGAGGAGAAGGAGGAGGAGUCACAGAAGGAGGUGUCUACACCUCUUGAGAAAGAGGAGGAGCCACAACUGCCGGAACUGAAGCAGCGCGAGGAAGAGGAGGCUGAGGAGCAGGAGGAGGAAGAGGAGUGUAUGAUCAUCGAGACCUCCAGCCCGCAAAAGCCCAACGCUCCUAUUGGCGAAGAGAUCUCCUCCUACCAGCAGAUGGCCGUCAGCUCCCUGCUCAACCUCAGCAAGGUGACCCAAGAUGAGACGCAGCAGCCUGAAACACCUCCACCGGGACCACCACCUCCACCAGGGCCACCACCUCCACUCAUCAGUGAGGAGCACAGGAAUGGCCAGGGAGGCUCCGAACACUCAGAGGAAGAGGAGGAGGAGGAGGAGGAAGAAGAUGGCAAAGAGCAGGCCGGGAAAGAGGUGGGAGGGGAGGGUGAUCAGGAGGAGGAAGAGGAGCAGCAGCAGGGAGAGGAGCAGCACGAGAUGAAGGAUGAAGAGGAUGAGACAGCAGACACGGCUGAGAGGCCGAAGGACUCGUCCGACCACCAGUACUUCAACGAGGAGCUGCAAGAACAGCCUGAGAACCAGCAACACAUGGAGGAAGAUCAGGAGCAGGAGGAGGAAGAGGAAGAGGAGAUGGAGAGGCAGGGACAGAGGCAGACGGAGAGACCGGUGACACCUACUCCCGAGCCCAACCAUGGUAGGCAGGAGGAAGAGGAGGACUAUGAGGAUGAAGAUGAAGAAGAUGAAAUUGAAGAGGAAGAACGCCACCAUGAUGAGCGAGUGCAGCGAGGAGAGUUCAUCACACAGGUACGGCCCAACAUCAUCACCAGCAGCCACAUCAUCUCCCACGCACACAGCCAACUGGAAAGACGCAGCAACGGCCACCACCACCAUCACCACCACCACCACAACGUCCAACAGCAACGACAUGGCGACAUGGAGCGAGAACGCGACAGCUACAUCACCCCCAACGUCACCUCCCCGAUGUACGUCCCCGUCCUGCGCAAGGCCGAGUUGUCGUCGGUGUCACCUCCCGUGGUCAUCGACGUGCGCUCGGAGGGCUCCGAGAGGGCGGACGAGGACGAGGAGGAUGUCGACGAUCGCGAGAGGGACGGUGACGGUGACGACGAGGGAGACGAUGACGACAGCCUGUCGCAGCGCUCGGCCGAGUCGGAGAUGUUCGACAUCGCCCGCGGCAACCUUGGGCUCCUGGAGCAGGCCAUCGCGCUCAAGGCCGAGCAGGUGAGGGGCCCCAGAGGACCAGGAGGAGUAGGAGGACCCGGGGGCCCCCUGGGACGUCUCUCCGAGCACCACCGCUUCUUCACCUUCGACGAGAGGCCCAGCACCAAGCACCUGGACGGCCUGCGCAAGAGCUACUUCAGCAAAGACACCCCCAGGCAGGAGAAGCGAGAGAUCAAAUGCCCCACCCCCGGCUGUGACGGCACGGGCCACGUGACGGGCCUGUACCCCCACCACCGCAGCCUGUCGGGCUGCCCCCACAAGGACAGGAUCCCGCCCGAGAUCCUGGCCAUGCAUGAGAAUGUUCUGAAGUGCCCCACCCCCGGCUGCACAGGACAGGGCCACGUCAACAGCAACCGCAACACCCAUCGCAGCCUAUCAGGAUGUCCCAUCGCCGCCGCUGAGAAACUCAACAAGGGCCACGACAACAAGCAUCUCCCCCAGCCUAUGAGCGAACAUCCCAAAGGAAGCCCCAACUCUGACCGAGUACUCAGGCCCAUGUGUUUUGUCAAGCAGCUGGAGAUGCCCCAGUACGGCAGCUACAAGCCCAGUAUGGUGUCCGGGACACCGCGCGCCAACCUGGCCCGGGAGCUGGAGAAGUACUCCAAGGUGUCCUUCGACUAUGCAAGCUUCGACGCGCAGGUCUUCGGCAGGCGCAUGCUCGCUCCAAAGAUGCCCACCAGCGAAACCUCACCCAAAGCCUUCAAAUCCAAACUCUCCUUCCCCAGAGCUCCGUCCCCCAGCCACCCUGGUCUCCAUGGCAGUAGCGGUGGUGGUGCUGGUGCUGGUGCUGGCGGUGGGCACGGUGGUAAAGGCUACGACUACUCCCAUGAUGCCGAGGCUGCCCACAUGGCCGCCACCGCCAUCCUCAACCUGUCAACGCGCUGCUGGGAGCAGCCCGAGAACCUCAGCACCAAGCCCCAGGACAAGACUAUGGCCAUUGAGGUGGAUGAGAACGGCACGCUGGACCUCAGCAUGAAGAAGCCGGUGAAGCGGGAGGGUAGCAUGUCAGGCGCCAGCCCCGGAGUGCGCUCCCCGGACCCCUCCUCUUCCUCCUCCUCCUCCUCCUCGCUCCUCUACGGCCACAGCGGCAUGGCCUCCCCCCACUCGGCCCACGCCUACAAGCAGGAGGAGUGGGACGGUCCCCUGGACUACACCAAGCCCAACCGCCAGCGAGAGGAGGACAUGGACGAGAUGGAGCACACCGCUCCCCUGUCGUUCGCCUCCUCUGACCCCGAGGACUGCGAGAUGAUGCAGGACCUGGAGGACAGGAAGUACCCGGGGGAGGUCACGACCCCCAGCUUCAAAGUCAAAUUUCAGUCCCCCAAGGACGCCAAGAAGGAAUUACUGUCGUGCCCCACCCCAGGAUGCGAUGGUAGUGGCCACAUCACCGGAAACUAUGCAUCGCAUCGCAGCCUGUCUGGGUGUCCUCUUGCUGAUAAGAGUCUUCGGUCCCUCAUGGCAGCACACACUCCUGAACUCAAGUGCCCCACUCCUGGAUGUGACGGUUCUGGUCAUAUUACUGGUAACUACGCCUCUCACAGAAGUUUGUCUGGUUGUCCGCGCGCCAAGAAAAGUGGAAUAAAAACGACUCCUACCAAGGACGACAAGGAGGACUCGGAGCUCAUAAAGUGUCCAGUGCCGGGCUGUGACAGCCUGGGUCACAUCAGUGGGAAGUAUGCCACCCACCGCAGUGCCUACGGCUGCCCACUGGCCGCCCGCCGCCAGAAGGAGGGCCUGCUGAACGGCAACCCCUUCUCCUGGAAGGCCUUCAAGACCGAGGGCCCCACCUGCCCCACGCCAGGCUGCGACGGCUCCGGACACGCCAACGGCAGCUUCCUCACCCACCGCAGUUUGUCUGGUUGUCCCAGGGCCUCCCUUGCCAAGAAGAAGGCUCGCCUGCCUGAGGACGACUACCUCAGCACCAAGUUCAGGGCCAGUGAUGUUCUGGACAAUGAUGAGGACAUCAAGCAGCUGAACAAGGAGAUCAAUGAGCUCAGUGAGUCCAACAACGAGAUGGAGGCCGACAUGGUCAAUCUUCAAACACAGAUCUCGUCCAUGGAGAAGAACCUGAGGAACAUCGAGAACGAGAACAAGAUCAUCGAGGAGCAGAAUGAGGCACUCUUCAUGGAGCUGUCUGGCCUCAGCCAGGCCCUCAUCCGCAGCCUGGCCCACAUACGCUUGCCCCACAUGCGUGAGCCCAUCACCGAGCAGAACUUUGACAGCUACGUCAGCACACUGACUGACAUGUACACCAACAAGGACUGCUUCCAGAACCCGGAGAACAAGGCCCUGCUGGAGACCAUCCACCAGGCUGUCAAAGGCAUCAAGGUCUGA
Engraulis encrasicolus (European anchovy) is the source of this 4128-nucleotide messenger RNA. Its product is annotated as myelin transcription factor 1-like. The transcript is spliced from 25 exons. Gene Ontology annotation, biological process: regulation of transcription by RNA polymerase II. Gene Ontology annotation, cellular component: nucleus. The coding region runs from base 172 to 4128 and encodes 1318 amino acids. Lineage: Eukaryota; Metazoa; Chordata; Actinopteri; Clupeiformes; Engraulidae. The record is from RefSeq and is a predicted model, not a curated record. Gene Ontology annotation, molecular function: RNA polymerase II cis-regulatory region sequence-specific DNA binding; zinc ion binding; DNA-binding transcription factor activity, RNA polymerase II-specific.